Messenger RNA from Marchantia polymorpha subsp. ruderalis, 3123 nucleotides. The record is from the annotation of a GenBank genome assembly. NCBI's taxonomy places the organism in Eukaryota, Viridiplantae, Streptophyta, Marchantiopsida, Marchantiales, Marchantiaceae.
AUGGAACCGGGUCAUUUGAUUAGUCUUCUAGUAUGUUUUCUCGUAGUCUCCUCUGCCACAGUUUGCAUGGGAGAGAAGUGGCCGUCACAAGCCUCUAGUUCUCUCUCGCAUGAGAAAUCUGCCGAGUCCGUGAGAACUUUCAUCCAAUCUAGCCGUAAAGGCCAGCUUCUUUACGAUGAGCGUCUUCGUGCGGCAAAGUUCAAGGAAAGGGAACUAGAUCAUCACAACCAUCGAGGAUUACAAUUGCAUGCGUCAAAGAUUUAUCACAGUGGGGAGAGGGUUCUUCAUGAACAUGAAACCGACCCCUCGCCCCAUGGGAUUUCACGAGCAGUUUCGUUGCUAGAAGCUAGCUUUAUGGAAGGUGAUGCACUUCUCGCAUUCAAGGACGGGAUCCGGAACUAUUCGGCGGGUGCCUUGGUUGAUUGGACUCCUGACAAGAGAUCAGAGUACUGUUCGUGGUCGAGAGUCACUUGCAAUCGUGAGUUGCAUGUUACUGCUCUCCACUUGUCUUCGCUGGAUUUGACUGGCUCGUUGGGCCCUUCCUUGUGCAAUCUUUCGUACCUGGAAGAGCUCCAUCUACACCAAAACUUUCUGAAAAGCGAGAUUCCUCCGGAGUUAGGACGGCUCUCGAGGUUACGAAUCCUGAACCUGGAAGAAAAUCUGCUCCACGGAAGCAUUCCUAAAGAGGUGGGAAAUCUGACAAGCCUGCAGGUACUGAACCUUGGCUCUCAGGGAUGGGACUUCAAUGGAACGAUUCCAGUUGAGCUCGGGCAGCUCUCGGAACUACGGUUUUUAAAUCUCGGAGCUGUGAAUCACCGGGAUUCGGAGAAAAUCAAUUACAUGACCGCUACAAAUAACCUCAGAGGCAGCAUUCCCAGGUCCCUAGGAAAUUGCACAAAGUUGUUGUACUUGGAUCUCUACGGCAACUUCCGUCUUACAGGUGUGAUCCCAGAGGAGCUUGGAAACCUUAUACACCUGGAGUAUCUCAGUUUUGAGCAGAACAAUUUCACAGGAGCUGUACCACAUCAGCUGGGGAACUUGACCAUAUGCAAAUACCUUAAUUUUCGUGGGAAUGCACUGCAAGGGCAUCUACCCGUGGGACUUGCAAAUCUGUCACGGCUCGUCGGCCUCGAUGUGGGGAAGAACUUUUUCACCGGAAACCUGGUCCAUGUCAGUUCCACAGCAUGGUCUGAAUUAUUAUGGUUCUAUGCAGAUCAAAAUUCAUUUAGUGGAACAUUUCCUGAGCUCGUCUUCUCUUCUCGAAACUUGGGGGCGUUGGUUCUCAGCUACAACAACUUCAGUGGUAAUCUGCCUGCGGACCUUGGGAGGCUGUCAAGUGCGAAGUACAUCUACAUGGAUAGCAAUAUGUUCGGAGGAGACCUCCCUGAAUCUUUAACAAACAUGAGCUUGCUCACCUCUUUGAAAGUCUGGAAUAACAAGCUCACUGGUACUUUGGAUGCGGCAAGGAAUUCAACACUGCUGGAAGUUCUGUAUCUUGGAAGUUCGGAUUCAAUCCACAAUACAUUCACAGGACGUCUGACGGAUGAGAUGGUGAGGUCGUGGCCGAAACUGGAAAUUCUGUACCUUGAUUACAAUGCUAUGAUAGGAAAGAUCCCCACAGCCCUAGGGAAUGUGACACAACUCAAAUUUUUGUCUUUAAAAGGAAACAAGUUCGAUGGAGGUAUUCCUGAAGAGCUUGGAGACCUGAAAAAGUUGCAAUUCUUGUUGUUGAAUGACAAUGAGCUCACGGGAAAGCUUCCCGCUAGCUUGGCGAACCUGCAGGAUGUUGAAAUGAUAAACUUGGAACUUAACAAGCUAAGAGGCUCCAUACCUUAUCAGUUGGGCAACCUCACGAAGAUGAGGUACUUGAUGCUUCAUAGUAACAAUCUGACCGGUGAGAUUCCACCGGAUUUGGGGAAGCUAAAGAAGUUAGGAUGCCUUAGUCUCUACAACAACAAUCUCACCGGCAACAUUCCAGUUACCCUUUCCAACUGUAGUGCCCUGGACAGAAUUCUACUGAGUUACAAUUCUUUCAAAGGACAGCUUACACACAUAAAUUUCGCAGGACUGGAAUCUCUCCUCGUGUUUUCAAUCACCGAUAACCAAUUCAGUGGUCUCUUUCCCGUCACAUUAUGGAAUUGCUCUAGACUGUACUGGUUGGAUUUGAGUAGGAACCAAUUCUCGGGAAUGCUACCGAAGUUUGAUGUACUAAAUGCGCAUCUGCAUCAGCCUCACUCACAAGGGUUAACCUUGACGGGGCUGCGAGUGUUGAGUUUGACGUCGAACCACUUCAACGGACCUAUACCUUCUUGGAUCUGGAUGUUGCCGUUACUGCAAGUGCUUGAUCUUUCUUCCAACGCAUUCACUGGUGUAUUGCCUAGGAACCUCUCAGGGUUGGUGAACUACAAGCUCCCCUUGGAGAGAAAACUCAAUAGAGGAAACUACUAUCUAAAUUCGCGCCUCUUUGUGGAUAUAUCACUCAGAAGAGGAGAAAAUAUUUUGGGAUACACAUAUGUGCUACAUUCAUUGAUGUUGUUGGAUGUUUCUGGUAAUGAAAUUACUGGAGAACUACCCAAGGAGUUGGGCACAUUGCACGGUCUUAAAUACCUCUUCAUGGCCAAAAACAAUUUCGACGGAUCUAUCCCCACCGAGCUCGGAGAAAUUAUUGAUUUGUCAGAGUUGGAUUUAUCUGAAAACCAACUAUCGGGUCCAAUCCCAGAGUCACUGAGCAGAUUGCGAUUGGGUUAUCUUAACUUGUCACUUAAUCAACUAUGCGGUCCUAUUCCUGUUGCAGAUUCAUUUGACACGCGCUUGUCUAAAUCUUUUCUGCCUGGGAACCCCAAGCUUUGUGGAGAUUCUAUAAAUAAGCCCUGCCAAUCUUUUGCUUUUAGUUGUGGUGGUGAUCUUGAUCUUGUUUCCAUCACUAAAGGGGUAGACUCAUGGAGUUUGUAUUUUCAUGGUGUGCCCAUGACGGCCUUCGCAAUAGGAGCUUCGGUUGGAUUCGCUACUGUCAUAGGUCUGAUUACUUUGAUCCCAUCCUUGAGAAACAGGUUCUUAUUUGCAGAUAAUCCAAAGAUGGAGCAUACUCAGUUUGACUAUGGUCUCUUUGUCCGUAGUUCUUAG